Molecule: messenger RNA, 2946 nt
Organism: Vollenhovia emeryi
Lineage: Eukaryota; Metazoa; Arthropoda; Insecta; Hymenoptera; Formicidae
Exons: 14
Coding region: 40-2607 (855 amino acids)
Biological process (GO): detection of chemical stimulus involved in sensory perception of smell; sensory perception of smell
Cellular component (GO): plasma membrane
Molecular function (GO): olfactory receptor activity; odorant binding
Source: RefSeq, a predicted model, not a curated record
AUCCUAUGCCUUUACGUGUUUCUGCCGCAACUGACGAAUAUGAUUCUUGCUUGGGGAAAUUUAACUCGCAUGGUGGAAAACAUGGUUUCCGCAAACUACUGCUUGAUGGGAAUAUGCAAAUUAAUCAGUACUUGGUAUCACGGUGACAAGCUUCGCAUACUGAUGACAUCGGUCAUGACCGAUUGGAUGACUUCAAAGAAUGACCGGGAACGAAAUACAAUGUUAAAUAUUACGAGACGUGGCCGAAACUUAUCUCUUACAUGUUACAUGGGUUCGUUGAGCACAGUCCUGUUUUACUUAGUUUUUAAUUUUCUGAAGUUCUAUCGAAGUAUGCAUCAACCUGCACGGAGUCUCGUGUAUCGCAUUUCCUAUCCUUACUACAACAUGCAAAAGAGUCCAAACUACGAAAUUACUUUUGCGAUUCAACUUUUUGGCGGCAUAUCCACAGCCGCCGUCAAUAGUACCGUCGACAGUUUCGUUUCUAUACUCUUACUGCAUAUAUGCGCACAGCUGAUAAAUUUACGAUUGGCGCUCAGCAAUCUGGUCGACGAAUUAGCUAAAGGAUCUAUAUCCUCCUCGAGAUUUAAGAAAGGAUUAGCCGCGAUCACUAUGCGUCACGAACUUCUUAUCAGGAACGCCAAGACAGUUGACGACUGCUACAGCACAGUGUUAUUCAUACAUAUGGUGGCCGCUACUUUUCAGCUGUGUUUUGUAAGCUUUCAAGUCUGCACGAUGAUAAAAAAUCAUAUCGAUGUACCGUUUAGCAAAAUAGCAUUCCUCACGUUGUAUGUCUUUGUUGUCUUGACGCAUUUAUAUAUAUAUUGUUACUCUGCUGAAAGACUUUUAACGGAGAGCACCAGUUUGGUGUAUGGCAUGUAUGAAUGCAAGUGGUACGAUAUAUCGGCGAAAGACGUUAAGGACUUAAUGUUCAUUGUGUAUCGAUCUACAGUUCCACUUAAAUUAACAGCUGGAAAAUUCGGAACGUUUUCAUUAGAAAUGUUCGAAACAACAGUGAAAACGUCAAUGGGAUACGUAUCUGCAUUGCUGACAUUGACAGAUAAAACUGCAGGUGAAGCUCAUCGAAUAAUUGUAGAAAUUUAUGGUGAUAGUGCUCCUUUCGAUGAAACCUGCAGAAAAUGGUUUCGACGCUUUAAAAGCGGUGACUUUGAUGUGGAGGACAAAGAGCGUUCUGGACGGCCAAGAGUAUUCGAAGACGAAGAAUUGCAGGCAUUGGUCGACAAAGAUCCAUGGUCAAACGUCUACAAGGCAGGUAAAUGGAUUCCAUAUGAACUAAAGCCAAGAGACAUUGUAUCAACACUGGGGAUGAAAAAUGGAUUAAUUUUAACACCCCCAAACGUCGAAAAACGUCGAAAGUCGACGCCAAAGCGGAAUAUCCAUGGAAAGAAGGCAAUGCUCUGUAUUUGGUGGGAUCAGAAAGAUUUGAAUUACAUGUUUACCAUGUCUCGCCAAUGGCUAUGGGUAUUCGGCAUAUGGCCCAAUCCACAUAUUAUUUUGAGUGGUUAUUGUCGGCCAAGCAUACGAUUCAUUAUCGUUACGUGUACCAUAAGCCUCUACUUAUCCGCGCCUCAAAUGAUGAAUGUGAUCCGCGCUUGGGGUGACGUGACUCGAAUGGUGGAAACUUUUGCCGCCGCAAAUUACAGCUUGUUAGCAGUGUGCAAAUUGUUCGUUACUUGGUAUCACGGCAAAACACUUCGACGGCUGUUGGCAUCGAUCAUGGCCGAUUGGACGACUGCGAGCAACUGGGAACGAAAUACUAUGUUGAAGAUUGCGAAACGUGGCAGAAACUUAUCUCUUAGAUGCUACGUAGCCGCGACGGGUUUGAUUAUAUUUUCACUUUGUUUUUAUCUGUUGAAAUUCUUUAAAACUAUACACCAGCCUCAUCGGAGCCUCGCGUAUCGGAUGGAAAAUAUCCAAAAGACCCCUAUCUACGAAAUCACAUACAUUAUACAAAUGUUCGGCGGCGGAUAUACAGUCCUUGCUAACUACACCAUCGACAGCUUUGUCUCGAUACUUGUGCUGCACGUGUGCGCGCAACUGAUGAUCCUACGAAUGAUACUUAACAAUCUCGUCAACGAAUUAGGCAGCAAAUCUAUAUCUUCGUCGAAAUUCAGAGAAGGUUUAGCAGCGAUCGUCGUACGACAUCAGCAUCUCAUCAGGAACGCAAAGAUGAUCGACGAUUGCUACAGCUCAGUCUUAUUUGUGAACAUGUUACUCGUUACUUUUCAGAUGUGUUCUAUAACUUUUCAGAUUUUCACGAUAAUAACAGAUAAUUUGAAAAUGCCUGUCGUCAGAAUGAGUUUUCUCUCGUUUUAUAUCACUUGUAUGUUGACACACUUGUAUACAUAUUGCUAUGCAGCUGAAAGACUCAUAACGGAGAGCACCAAUAUGGCAUACGGUGUGUUUGAAUGCAAAUGGUACGAUCUACCAGCGAAAGACGCAAGAAGCUUAAUGUUCAUUGUAUAUCGAGCUAUGAGUCCUCUUAGAUUGACAGCUGGAAAAUUCGGGACCUUUUCAUUAGAGAUGUUCGGAACAAUUCUCAAAACAUCAAUGGGAUACUUAUCUGCUUUGCUAACAAUGAGAGAUUAAAGACUAUGGAGAUAACAAACAGAUUUCUGAACCAACAUUGCAUUUAACAGUUAAUUAGAAAAGAUGCUAUUUUUUGUUGGAUCUUGGUAGCAUAAUAAUAGCAUUUCUGUCUAAAUUUUCACUAAAUACUUUUUUCAAGUGAACUGCGCGCCGAUUAUUUAUCGGUCUCAAAGAAAUAUGAUUAUAAAUAACCAAAAUCUGACAGACCUGACCGAAAAUCACAUCUCCCCUAAUUGAAUGGAUUUCUUAUAAAUGACUAUCGAUUUUUGAAUAAUCAGAUUUAUAUGCACUGCUUGUAAUCACUUUUGAAUUAGAAAAAUACACAUUUCUGCGCAACAA